This is a messenger RNA of Drosophila bipectinata, 1869 nucleotides long. It is a transcript of the gene dwg, whose product is annotated as deformed wings. Gene Ontology annotation, biological process: regulation of transcription by RNA polymerase II. Gene Ontology annotation, molecular function: DNA-binding transcription factor activity; RNA polymerase II cis-regulatory region sequence-specific DNA binding; zinc ion binding. Lineage: Eukaryota; Metazoa; Arthropoda; Insecta; Diptera; Drosophilidae. Gene Ontology annotation, cellular component: nucleus. The record is from RefSeq and is a predicted model, not a curated record.
UUGGCACUUUUGUAUUUUAAGGAAACUGUCUUGUUUUAUUAUUUUUUUUUGUUUGACGACGCUUGAUCUGUAGUAGCAGCUUCAUUGUAUGAAAAUUGAAAAACUCAGAGAAAAACUCCCAUCCAAGACGACAAUCAUGAGCGGCAAGGCGGGCGUGGUGCUGAAUUGCCGCACUUGUACAAGGGCCUGCAAGCAGCACAAGGCGCUUCAGGAUGAGAUCGAGCUGGGCCCCGCCGAGGGCACCACUACACUGGCCAACAUGCUGAACUACUGCUCUGGCCUGUCUUUCGAGCCGCAGGACGGCGCCGCCAUGCCUCAGCAUAUUUGCCUCCACUGUCUGCAGCUCCUGGAGCAGGCCUUCAACUUUAAGCGUAUGGUGCUCGAUUCCGAUGAGCUACUACGCCUCGGUUUGGACGAAAUCGCCCAGGGAAGCCAGCUGAAAAACAGCCAAGAACAGCAAUUUGAGCAUGAAACCGAUGUGUCGGCAUCAGAGACACUUCCCGAAACGGAGACGUUGCCCGAAGAAAACGAGGAAUACGUGAUGAUCGAAAUGCUCGGCGAAGAACAGGAUCCAGGCAUAUUGAACGAGGGGGAUUUGGAGGGAGAACAUAAGCUGGGUGCCAUAAUGGAAAUAACACAGGACGAGGAGGAGUACGUCAUUGAGGAGGUGACCGAACAGGAGAUGGCCGGCUCAGAGGACAAGGAGGAGCACCUGAUCGUCGAGGGCGUCCACGAGUACCAGCCAGCGAAUGUCGAGUACGUUACGAUUAAGGAUGAAUACCAGGCAAUGAUAGCCGAGGAGGAUGACAUCGAGGUAAUGGACGAGUCGGCCACUGGUGGCGAGAUAAUCCAAGCCCAGAUGAUUGUGAUACCCAGCGACGGGGUGAUGGCCGAGGAGACUCUCGAAAUGGACGAGAAUGGGACCGGAGAGCAUUUGAUACAGGAGGAAGUCUGCGAGGAGGAUUUUCUGGAGGAGUCACUGGACUCGGUGCCGACAAGUACAAACGAAACUUUGCCGCAUGUGUGCAAGGUUUGCCAGAAGGGAUUCCGGCAGCUGUGCCGCCUCAAUCAGCACAUGCGCAGCCAUGUGGACGAGAAGCAUUACGAGUGCCAGGAGUGCGGCAAGCGACUGAAGCAUAUGCGCAACUACAAGGAGCACAUGCUCACCCACACGAAUAUCAAGCCGCACCAGUGCGACAUUUGCGGACGGUAUUAUCGCACCACCUCCAGUCUGGCGGCCCACAAACGCAACCAUGCCGACGACAAGCCCUAUACGUGUGAUCAGUGCGGACGCGGUUAUGCCGCUCUGGAUCAUUUGCGUCGCCACAAGCUCACCCACACUGGUGAGCGUCCCUAUGCCUGUGAUUUGUGCGACAAGGCCUACUACGACUCCUCGUCGCUGCGCCAGCACAAGAUUAGCCACACCGGCGAGAAGGCCUACACCUGUGAGAUCUGUGGCGUGGGAUUGUCGCAGAAAUCCGGCUACAAAAAGCACCUGCUGGUCCACUCCGGUGCCAAGCCGCACAAGUGCCACAUCUGCGGACGCGCCUUCACCUUCACCAGCAACCUCAAUGCCCACGUUCGCCUACACUCCGGCGAAAAGCCAUUCAAGUGUGAGUUCUGCGUUAAGGCCUUUCCCACCAAGAAGCGUCUGAACAGCCACCUUCGUGUCCACAACAAGGAGCAGUCUAGCUCCACAAAUACCCGCAAGGCGAUGGCGGGCGGCAACGGUAACGCUGGUGGGAAUGAUGUACCUGAUCAGCCGGUGUCCAAGUCCAAGGUAGUGGUGGUUCUCUAAACAGCAAAUAGCUUUUCGACAAUUAUUUAAGAUUAUUAUUAUAUCUAAAUAUUAUAUAUAUAUAUAUUUAU